Arvicanthis niloticus (Nile rat) is the source of this 2550-nucleotide messenger RNA. Its product is annotated as vomeronasal type-2 receptor 116-like. The record is from RefSeq and is a predicted model, not a curated record. Gene Ontology annotation, biological process: G protein-coupled receptor signaling pathway. NCBI's taxonomy places the organism in Eukaryota, Metazoa, Chordata, Mammalia, Rodentia, Muridae. Gene Ontology annotation, cellular component: plasma membrane. Gene Ontology annotation, molecular function: G protein-coupled receptor activity.
AUGAAGAAGCUGCAUGUUUUCACUAUUUCCUUUUUGCUCCUUAAGGUUUCUCUUAUCAUGUGCAGUUUGACUGAUCUCAAUUGUUUUUGGAGGAUAAAGAAUAGUGAAGAUGAUGAUGGAGAUUUGCGAACUGAUUGUGGUUUUGUCCUUUGGUUAAAUGAGGAACCUAUUGAACAUGAUUUUUAUAAAAAGAUGAUUAAUUUUAGAAUACCAGCAAGAAGAUAUGAGUUUUUUCUGGUAAUGUUUUUUGCUACUGAGGAGAUCAACAAAAAUCCUUAUCUUUUGCCCAACAUGUCUUUGAUAUUCACCAUCGUUGUUGGCCUAUGUGAAGAUACAUUGGGGCUGCUGGAUAAAUUAUAUUCACAACAAAGCUAUCAUUUCAAUUUUAUCAAUUAUAUCUGUGGAUUAGAGCCAAGUUGUGAUGUAGACCUUAUAGGACCAUCAUGGAAAACAUCCUUAAAACUGUCAAAUUAUCGUAAGACAGCAAAGGUUUUCUUUGGACCAUUUAAUCCUAACCUAAGUGAUCAUGACCAGUUUUCAUAUGUCCAUCAGAUAGCCACCAAGGACACACAUUUGUCCGAUGGCAUGGUCUCCUUGAUGCUUCAUUUUAGAUGGAAUUGGAUUGGACUGGUCAUCUCAGAUGAUGACCAGGGUAUUCAGUUUCUCUCAGACUUGAGAGAAGAAAUGCAAAUGUAUGAGAUCUGUUUAGCUUUUGUUAAUAUAAUCCCAGAAAACCUGCAGAUAUACAUGACAAGGGCUAAGAUUUAUGAUAAACAAAUUAUGACAUCUUCAGCCAAGGUUGUUAUCAUUUAUGCUGAAAUGAACUCUACUGUAGAAAUCAGCUUUAGAAGAUGGAGAUAUUUAGGUGCACAGAGAAUCUGGAUCACGACCUCUCAAUGGGAUGUCAUCAUAAAUAAAAAAGAUUUCACCCUUGAUUUCUUCCAUGGGACUGUCACUUUUGCACACCACCACAGUGAGAUUACUAUAUUUAGGGAUUUCAUGGAAACAAUGAACACUACCAUAUACCCAGUAAACAUUUCUGAGUCUAUACUGGGGUGGAAUUAUUUUAAUUGUUCAAUCUCAAAGAACAGCAAUAAAAUGGAUCAUUUUACAUUCAACGACACAUUGGAAUGGUUGGCACUGCACAAAUAUGACAUGGUUCUGAGUAAUGAAGGUUCCAAUUUAUACAAUGCUGUGUAUGCUGUUGCCCACACCUACCAUGAACUCAUUCUUCAACAAGUAGAGUCUCAGAAAAUGGCAGAACCCAAAGGCAUAUUCUUUGACUGUCAGCAGGUGGCUUCUGUGCUGAAAACCAGGGUAUUUACUAACCCUGUUGGAGAACUGGUGAAUAUGAAACAAAGGGAAAAUCAGUGUGCAGAGUAUGACAUUUUCAUCAUUUGGAAUUUUCCACAAGGCCUUGGAUUAAAAGUGAAAAUAGGGAGCUAUUUUCCUUGUCUCCCACAGAGUCAACAACUUCGUAUAUCUGAAGACCUGGAGUGGGCCACAGGAGGAACAUCAGUUCCCUCCUCCAUGUGUAGUGUGACAUGUACUGCUGGAUUCAGGAAAAUUCAUCAGAAAGAAACAGCAGACUGCUGCUUCGAUUGUGUCCAGUGCCCAGAAAAUGAGGUUUCCAAUGAAACAGCAGAUAUGGAACAGUGUGUGAAGUGUCCAGAUGAUAAGUAUGCCAACAUAGAGCAAACCCAUUGCAUCCAAAGAGUUGUGUCAUUUCUGGCUUAUGAAGAUCCACUGGGGAUGUCUCUAGGCUGCAUGGCCCUGUGCUUCUCGGCCAUCACAGUGCUAGUACUAGUCACAUUUGUGAAGCACAAGGAUACUCCCAUUGUGAAGGCCAAUAAUUGCAUUCUAAGCUACAUCCUGCUCAUCUCUCUCAUCUUCUGUUUUCUCUGCUCAUUAGUCUUCAUUGGACACCCCAACCAGGUCACCUGCAUCCUGCAGCAGACCACAUUUGGAGUAUUUUUCACUGUGGCUGUUUCUACAGUGUUGGCCAAAACAAUAACUGUGGUCAUGGCUUUCAAGCUCACUACUCCAGGAAGAAGGAUGAGAGGGAUGCUAGCAUCUGGAGCACCUAACUUGGUCAUUCCCAUUUGUACCCUAAUCCAACUUGUUCUCUCUGGAACCUGGUUGGUAACAUCUCCUCCCUUUAUUGACAGAGAUAUACAAUCUGAACAUGGGAAGACUAUCAUUAUUUGCAACAAAGGCUCAGUCAUUGCCUUCCACUUUGUCUUGGGAUACUUGGGUUCCUUGGCUCUGGGGAGCUUCACUGUGGCUUUCUUGGCUAGGAAUCUUCCUGACAGAUUCAAUGAAGCCAAGUUCCUAACAUUCAGCAUGCUGAUGUUCUGCAGUGUGUGGAUCACCUUUCUCCCUGUCUAUCAUAGUACCAGGGGGAAGGUCAUGGUGGUUGUGGAGGUCUUCUCAAUUUUGGCUUCUAGUGCAGGGUUGCUAGGGUGUAUCUUUGUCCCAAAGUGUUAUGUUAUUUUAGUUAGACCAGAUUUAAAUUUUGUACAGAAGUACAAAGAUAAAUUACUUGAUUGA